GACCCACUGAGACCAGAGUGGAGAUUCUCACCUCCCGGAAGAAGCCCCAGGUGGCCCCAGGGCUCUUGGCAGGUAGUGCUGGGACCUGACCCGAGAAAUGGCCGUGGGCGCCCCGGGCAUCCUGGACCUCCUGUGCCGAAUGCAGAAAGAGCAGCUCCUGAACCUUAAGUCCAAAUCGCUGAGCCUCGGCCAACCUGCCGGCCACCUCCUGCAAGUGGGGGUCCUGCUGGCCCUGGGCCAGGACACGGAGGCCAGGAUCGCCCUGGAGGCCCUGCGAGAGGACCGGACAGCCCUGGCCGUGGCCACGGCCUGGGUCAACGGGAAGGACAUCCCAGCCCCAGAGGACGAGGUGGAUGUCCAGUUGGCCAUGGCAUCCAUCUACCGGCUGCUGGCAGAGGAGCAUCUGUGCAGAAAGGCUGGGCAGGAUUCCUUCCAGGCCUGGAAUACGGUCAGGGGUAAGGCCCAAUUUGCAUACGAUCCCAGUUUCAACCCCGAGGAACCUGGGGGCUUUGUACCGCUAAAGUCAGAUGUGGGCGGUUCCCAGGUCCUCCUCUUAAGGGAGAGAAGCUCCCCCCGGAGUAUUCCGGGUUGUCGGCCAGGGAGGACACCCGACGCAUCCCCCCGGACCCUGCGUUCCUUGGGCACCCCCGCCUCCUUCAGUGGCAGCCUGGAGAUCAGCCAGUCACCCACCGUGCCCUUCUUCUCCACGCCACCCCAGCGGGCGCCCCCCCGGCAGCCCAGCAAGUUGUGUGACGGCCCCAUGGCCAGCUCGAACCGGGUCCCCGAGGAUGGGGCCCUGCUUGAGCCGGAGACGAACUGGCCGCCUGAAGGUCCCCUGCCCGCUAAGCCGAGCCUUCCAGGCCCCCGGUGCCCAGCUGUGGAGAGGAGGCAGCCGGCCCCCAGCACCAGGGCUGCGGGGGACCUCGAGCUCCCGGAGGAGGACCUCCCGGCCCCGAGCCGGGACCCGCUUGCCUCAACCCCCGGCCCUGUCGGAUCAUCUCCCCUUUCUCCUCCCGCGUCGCUCCCACCCUCAUCUCCCAGCGCACCCGAUCCUUCCCCCUUGCUUCCACCCUCGCCUUCUGGCCCACUCCCCUCCGUGGACCCUCGCCCCUCCAGCCUCCCCGGGGACGGAGAGCGGCGCUUCUUCAGCUUCGUGGUCCUCCACGCCCCUGGCGACGAGGCCGUCGCCCUGCGGGUGCAGGCCAAGCUAGAGCGGUUGGGGGUGCCCGACGGAGCCACCUUCUGCGAGGACUUCCUCCAGCCCGGGAAGCUGGAGCUGAGCUGCCUGCAGGAGGCCAUCGACCACUCGGCCUUCACCGUCCUGCUGCUAACUGACAACUACAACUGCCGGCAGAGCCUGUUCCAGGUGCACACGGCCCUGCACCAUUCCAUCUGCCGCCGGGACAAGCGGGAUUCAGUGGUGCCUUUCCUGCCCAGGGAGAGCCAGCGCCGGGGAUCUGAGGUCCAGGCCCUGUUAUCGGGCCUGGUGCCCCUGGAUGAGCGUUCACCGGUCUUCCAGCGGAAGGUGACCCGCACCUUCACGGCGCAGAGGCUACGAGAGCAGAGGGAGAUCUGGAGCCAGGAGCAGGCCAUCCGGGUCCUCCAGGAGAGGAGCUUCCGGCUGGAAGAAGAGCGGAGGCGGGAGGCCCAGAGGCGGGAGGCCAAGGCCGGGUACCUCCGCCAGUGCUUGCUGCGGGAACAGGUGGCUGGCAUGAGCCUGGAGCCCCAGUCAAACCCUGGCCUGGCUGCCUCAGCCACCCCGGCCACCCCACCUGGGCAUCCUCCGUCCCAGACGCUUGUCCCCCAGCAGCUGGGGGCCCCUCAGCCCCUCAUCAUCCACAAUGCCCAGAUGGUGCAGCUCGGCCUCCACAACUACAUGUGGGGGCGUGGGGGCCCCAGGGAGGAGGGACCUCAGGGGGGCCUGGCCGAGGAGUGGGGGGAGGGGGAUGAAUCUGCCGAAUGCCCCACUAGACCCUCUCGGGACUUGGUCUAG
Tachyglossus aculeatus (Australian echidna) is the source of this 1993-nucleotide messenger RNA. RefSeq names its product toll like receptor adaptor molecule 1 (gene TICAM1). Gene Ontology annotation, biological process: response to exogenous dsRNA; positive regulation of natural killer cell activation; positive regulation of cytokine production involved in inflammatory response. Gene Ontology annotation, molecular function: protein kinase binding. The record is from RefSeq and is a predicted model, not a curated record. The transcript has a single exon. Lineage: Eukaryota; Metazoa; Chordata; Mammalia; Monotremata; Tachyglossidae. Bases 98 to 1993 code for a protein of 631 amino acids.